Cherax quadricarinatus is the source of this 6706-nucleotide messenger RNA. Lineage: Eukaryota; Metazoa; Arthropoda; Malacostraca; Decapoda; Parastacidae. The record is from RefSeq and is a predicted model, not a curated record.
AGCCUCUGCCGCCAAUAUUCCAACUUGGUAGCAGUGUUGUAGAGGUGUGCAGGUGUGGUGGUGGUGGAAGGACAGGUGUGGGGGGCUAGGCUGGCCUCUCCAGACACCUGACUUAACAUCUCUAUAUACUGCUGCUUCACCAUCAUGGCGGUGCUUCUCACAUUCAUGGUUGGAGUGCCAUGAAUGAAGGACUUGUAAGGGUGGCUCAGAAUUUGAAGGAUGAUGGGAUUGAGCUGGUUGACGAUGUCACCGAGCAUGCAAGUGUGGUGGUUGUUGAAGAGGGUGGUGGCUCGGUAACACUGGAACUUCCUGAUGGAACACAAGCCAUAGUACAUAAUGCCAUAAGAGAGGAACCUCAAGAUGAUAUGGAAGGUGUUGCCAUCCAGCUGGAUGAUGGCAGAAUUGGCUAUCUGUAUGGUGAUACUCUCUUACAAGCAGUGGCAGAUGAUCAUGAACAACUUAUUCCAAAUAACAGUGGCAAAUUUUUUUGCUAUUUUCCAAACUGUGAAAAAUCAUAUUCUUCUAUACAGCACCUCAAAACACACCAACAAAAUCACACUGGUCAGCGCCCACAUGUCUGCGAAAUCUGCAAAAAGUGUUUUACCACUGGAUAUGCUCUCAAGUCCCAUUUACGCACUCAUACUGGAGAAAAGCCUUAUCAGUGUCCAGAGGAACAGUGCGGCAAGUGUUUCAAAACAUCGGGGGACCUUCAGAAACAUGUACGAACACACACAGGAGAACGACCAUUUAAGUGUGGGAUGUGUCCAAAAUCCUUCACAACAUCAAAUAUAAGGAAAGUGCAUAUGAGGGUUCACACUGGUGAAAAGCCAUAUGAAUGCCAGUAUGAAGGAUGUGGCAGAAAGUUUGCCUCAGCAACCAAUCAUAGGAAUCACUGCAGAAUUCACACAGGAGAGAAACCAUAUGUAUGCUCUGUGGAGAACUGUGGUAAAAGAUUCACUGAGUAUUCUUCCCUGUACAAGCAUCACAUGGUUCACAAUCAACAGAAGAAAUAUUUUUGCAAUCAUUGUGGAAGAUUUUAUAGACAAAUCUCAACACUGGCAGUUCAUAAGCGCACUGUGCACAAUAUUAUUGAGAAUGAGGACAAUCAGGUGUUGUGGAUGGCCUCAGGACUAGAAAUGGACUUGUUAACAGAAGAUCAAGAUGGUGAUGCAAGUUCUCACAGGGAGAACACAUUGUCUGCACCAAGUACAUCUUCUGCCACAAGGACUGUACAUAUAUCCUCUGGGAUGGUCAUCAAAAAGGAAGAAGAGAUUGUUCCUGGCAACAUACUAAGUGCCCAGUUAACCAUAGGAGAGGAGUGCAUCAGAAUGCCAAGUGUAGAAGUCAGCGGUCUUAUAACUGAAGAAACACAGGGUGACACUCUGAUACCGAAUGAUCGAGGGUCAACUUUAACUAACUUGGAGCUUGAUGGAAGUGGGAGUGGAUCUCUUUUUGUAUUCACUGAUCCAUCACAACUAGCAGCACUUCAGCUAGCAGUAGCAAGCCGAGCUAGAAGAAAUGGGGAUGAUAGUGUUGGAGACACAGUGGAAGUUAUUAGGCUAGACGACUUUACUUCAGUGGCAGAGUCCACUAUCACCGAAGGGUUGACGGACAGUGGGAGUACAGACCGAGGUAUCAGUGAAAACAGUGGAAAAAUUCUUGUAAUAAAAGAAAUAGACACUUAAGGAAAAUUAAUUUGUAGCUAUUGAAAGGUCUUUCAAAGUUUUGUAUUGUACUAGAAAAAUGUCGAGGGUUAACCAGCGUAAAUUGGUUAAAAAGAGAGAUACAGUGGAACCUCUACUUACGAGUGCAUCCAAGUGUGAGUUUUUCCAGAUAUGAGCAGUCGCUUGGUCGAUUUUUUGUUUCCAGACACGAGCGAAAUUUCCAGAUGCGAGCAGACCUCAAGGGAGGUUCCUUGACGCUGGUAAGAGGCUCAUGCUCUUGGUCUAGGGAAUUGAAUCUCAGUUGUUUGUUGGACUAUCUUAUUGAAACUUGGGCAAUGUAUGAUGGAAAGGUGCUUCUUAACGUACACCAAAAAUGAAAGAAAUCGGACCAUAAAUAACGGAGUUCACUUCUCAGCCAUUAGCCUCCCCUUAGCGGUACAUUUUCUUAUGGUUUUUGUGGUUGUAUUCUCGUUCUUUUUGGACUUGUUUGAUAGAAUGGAAGAUAUACUACAGAAAUAGAUAUGAUUUUGAUUGGUUUCACGAUGAAAUACCUCGAAAUUGACCUCAAAGUAGCAGAAAUGUUCAAUUCUUUGGUGAUGUUCAAUACAUGUCCGAUUGGCACUGCCCCUCAACCUUCACAUAUUGGAAAGCUCUUCAACACACUAGCGAAAGUGGGAUCAGACAUCAUGAGGUAGCAGUGGCAGACCACAUGAAGCAUCAGUGACAGACAACAUGAAGCAGCAGUGGAAGACAUUGAGGUAGCAGUGGCAGACAACAUGAAGCAGCAGUGGCAGACAUCAUGAGGUAGCAGUGGCAGACAACAUGAGGUAGCAGUGGCAGACAACAUGAAGCAGCAGUGGCAGACAUCACAAGGUAGCAGUGGCAGACAACAUGAAGCAGCAGUGGAAGACAUUGAGGUAGCAGUGGCAGACAACAUGAAGCAGUGGCAGACAACAUGAAGCAGCAGUGGCAGACAAUAUGAAGCAGCGGUGGCAGACAAUAUGAAGCAGCAGUGGCAGACAAUAUGAAGCAGCAGUGGCAGACAAUAUGAAGCAGCAGUGGCAGACAAUAUGAAGCAGCAGUGGCAGACAAUAUGAAGCAGCAGUGGCAGACAAUAUGAAGCAGCAGUGGCAGACAAUAUGAAGCAGCAGUGGCAGACAAUAUGAAGCAGCAGUGGCAGACAACAUGAAACAGCAAUGUCUGACUUUUUUGGGUUAUCCUAGGUUCUCUACACAUGUAGUCAGGAGCAAGAAUGGCCACUGUGGUUGCCCUAUAAACCCCAACAACAAUAACGGCCGCUGUCACCACCACUAGCCACAUACGUAAUGACAUGUAUUUUAUUCAUUCUAGUGUAUAUACGUUUCUAUGUUAUUAAUAUUGUUUAUUAUGUCAUAUUAGAUGAAUUGUGAUAGAUAAAUAAACUGUAGAGUUGAUAUUAGGGAAAUUAUUGAAAUAUUUUGUUGUGCCUGGAAUUCCACUGGAACGGAUUAAUUCCAUUUCAAUUAAUUUAAAUGAGGAAAAUUGACCCAGCAAAUGAGCAAAUCCAGAUGUGAGCAAGGUCCCAGACGGAUUAAACUCAUAAGUAGAGGUUCCACUGUAGUAGUAAACGUAUGAAGUUUACGGUGUUCUAAAUUGUGAGGUUUACAGUAAAUAUUGUAAAUUGUAUGCCCUUUAUUGGAUGUGAUAACCUAUUAAACUAUCAUUAGCAUUCAUUGCAUACAUGAUAGCUUAUGUAUUCUCUGCUGAUUGGUUCGGGCUGAGUUUGUAAAUGCUUUGUAUUGAACUAAAAAAAAUUUGUAUAUUUUUUCUUUUGAACUUGUUAUUUAAAUAUUGACUUCAGAGGUAAAUAAAUGAAUAGCUUGAAUUUAAUUAAGGUUUUUCAUCAUUUGCUACAUUCAUGAGUAAGUGCUAAACCCAUGCGUGUUAUACAGAGCAUGGUCAGUGGUAGGAUAAUUGGAUUUGAUCCAAGAAGGAUUUUUUCAAAGCUUUAUCUGGCAAAUUGAUAGCUGUGUAAUUCAUCAUAACUUUUAUACUACUCUUUAUCUAACCUUUCUAAAAUGUUAACACUCCUGUAUGUAAAUUUGACCUGGAUAUAUAAUUAAAGCCAUUUGCAAAUGGAAAGUAAUGACUAGUUAAAAGUCCCCACUGUUAUUUACUCUUGGCACUCCAGCUUUCCUAACUAUGCUCUCAACAACAGUUUCUUGCACUUAAUAUUAAGAUCUCCCAAAACUAUUAUUCUCUCACUUUGCUCAAAAUUCCCUAAAUAUUCCCUUAACACCAAAAAUCUUUAUCCUCGCAUACAUUUUCCUUCAGGCACAUAAACAUUUACAACUCAUUUUUCAAACCCUGCUUUUAUUUUUCUCUGAUUUGAGAAUGAGAGGAGGGAUGGUGCUCCAGUGUCCAUUAAUGCCACUCCACUGACCAGGCAUACAGACUGAUUAAAAUAAGGGUCAAAGUUCUAGCCAGUAUGUAAGAAGGCAGGAUAAUAAAAAUGGCAGAAAAUUGGGAAAAACAAAUGCUGUUUACCAAAUACUGCCUUUAUUGUUAUGAUUAAUGAUAGACAUUAUGGCAGCCCUGGGCAAGUGUCAUACAUUAAUGGUAUACAAAACUGAUAAGUUAAUGAAUGAGACACUUGUGCAACACUUGGAUGUCUUCAUUACCCAAACAUUUUGCCUAUACAGCAGACUUUUUUCAAAAGAUAGUGAAAGAAGUGGAGAGAAAAAAAAAAACUGCCAUGCAGGUGAAAUUUAAGAUAUAAAAGUGUACCACUUGUGUUAUGCAUCACCCCUGGGUAAGCUUUCUUCACAUUUUUCCACCACCAUUCCCCACAUUCUUCAGCCACCAAUCCCCAUAUUCUUCCACCACCAGUCCUAUCUAAUGACUGCUUAACCAUAGUACAGCAAUUCCCCGAGAUACGAGAUCAAUAUAUCCUACAAGAUGGCUCGAAUUGUGAAAACUUGUCUGACAGAAACGUAUUAGACAUUACUUUCCCAACCAAAUGUCAGUGUUUUUCAUUACAACAUAGUAUCAUUUGAAAGCAAGAAAACAAAUACAGUACAAAUAUAACAGCUGAUGUGCAGUGUGCCUAAUUCAAAUACUCCUAUUUGCACAAAAACACCCUUAUGCAAUUCUCGUAUUGGUAAAAAAAAAAAAAAGGCGUUUGUAUAUUGAUGUUGGGUAAUAGAGAAAGUUGCUUGUAUUGGUGAAAUCUUGUAUCGAGGGUUCUUGUAUCUUGGGGAACUGCUGUACUGCUUUGAAGCUACUUUCCACUUACUUGGCUCAAACCUGAUUACACUACCUCCCAUUUUCCGUGGGUUUAUCAUUUCUCAGAAAAUAUACGUAAUUUAUAAUUACAAAAUAAAGCUGGGUCACCAUGCCUCGGUGGGCAACAGCCAGUGUGUUAACUGAUGGGCUGUAGUCUAUUAAUUAGCUUUAUUUCAGAAUAUAUUUAAGGUACAGAAUGAUACUUCACACCAAUAUGCUUGAAACAAAUAUUCCACGGAAUGAAGGUCUGCUUUUUCAACUCUUGACAUUACUGCUUAAGUAAUUUAAUCCAACAAUUCUAGUCUUCAUUUAUGCAUGCAUGACACUAUUCUACUUGACUCUUAUUGUUAUAGUAAUUGAAAGUUUUUAUAUGGUUUAAGUGUUUACUGCCAUCUAGAUAAAUAAAAUGAACUGGACAGUAUAUUAAUUUGUUUAUAAAUAAAAAAAUCUUGUGUAAUAUUUUAGUGAUAAUUAUGAUAAUUUAAGAUGCAAUAAAAUAUGCAUGGUACAAAGCUUUUAUAAAUGAUGAGAUUGAGUGAUGGAAUUUAUAAACAUCAAAUGCCAGUAUUAUUGUACACUGUAUUGUAUAUGCACGUUCCAUGUUUCAGUUCAGUUGAAGACGAAUAAUAUAAAAUGCAAUCGCCACUGGCAUCUGGAAAAAAUUAUCAGCCAGGCAUUACUAGCAAUGUUAGCCUGCAGAGCACUAGCAACAAGAGCUUGGUUGUCCAGGCAGUCAGCAAGGAGGCCUGGCCUCAGGCUGGACUGCAAGAGGAGAACUCUCGAAUCCAGUCACAGAUGUCGCCACUAUUUUAUACUGACCCUUGUGGAUUUAGCAUUUAGUGUUGAUUGUAAUAAUAAUUGUACUGCUAAUCAUUAUAAAUUCUGCCUGCAUAUUAUAUUUAAUUUUAAGAACUAUUGUAAUACUACAAUAUGAAGAUACUGUUAUGGGUUAUAUAGGUUCUUAAUCCUUAAACUGUCCAAAUGUAGAUCUAUGUUCACUUGCAUAGCACUCCGAGUGUAGAUCUAUGUUCAUUUACGUAGCACUCCGAGUGUAGAUCUAUGUUCACUUGCGUAGCACUCCGAGUGUAGAUCUAUGUUCACUUGCGUAGCACUCCGAGUGUAGAUCUAUGUUCACUUGCGUAGCACUCCGAGUGUAGAUCUAUGUUCACUUGCGUAGCACUCCGAGUGUAGAUCUAUGUUCGAUUUUACAUGCUUUCUUAUGUAAAAAAAACGUACAUCUACAUUCAGAGUGCUAUGCAAGUGAAUGUAUUAUUAUUAUUAUUAUUAUAAUCAAGGGGGAAGCGCUAAACCCGGAGGAUUAUACAGCGCCUGGGGGGGGGGAUGUGGAAGGCAUUCAGGCUUAAUUUGGGGAACUGGAGCACAGAUCCAAUUCCCUAAAUCAAGAGCCCCUCACCAACAUCAAGGAACCUUCCUUGAGGGGCAAGUGAAUGUAGAUCUACAUUUGGACAGUUUAAGGGUUAAAUGAUUCACCCACCAGUGUUUGUACUGUUUGUCAGUACCUCUGAAUUUUUUUUUGACUUGAAAAUCUAAUGUUUGAAUAUUUUAUAUGUAUUCAUUAGUGAUGACAUAAUUGUAGGUGAUGUGAGCACCAAAGUCUACACCUGUACAUUACUGCAUUGCUGUAGCCAGUGCUUGUAAAAUUAUCUCUGCAUUAUAUUUCUGAAAUGCCUGUCAAUUUCUUAAAUUUAUACCGGGUUGAAAAUUUAAUGAAAGAUUGAAUAAAAGUUACUUCUUGUAAUUGACUUGAUUUAUAUAAA